AUGGAGCCCGAAAUUGUUGGGAGUGGAAAGCCCUACUCGCGGUCUGGAUUAAAGAAAGAAACUCGCUUUCAAUCCAUCUCCAAGACCUUCAAAGCAACGGCAACAGUGAUCACCACUCACCAGCAGAAGCAAAACCCAGAAUUGGAUCCCACUUCAUCACAAGAUGACUUCUUGGAACAGAUGCUCUCCAUUCUCCCUUCUUGCUCAUGGCCGUCCGACCUCAAGUCACCUUGGGACCCUCCCAAGUCCGAUGAAACCGGAGCUUCUAACCCCGACGAUAAUGUCGGCUUCCAAUACGAUGAGAUUCUGGCAUCCGAGCUUAGACAACAUCAACUCAACGGCGGCGGCGGCGGUGGAGGAGGGUCUUCUCCUGCUACGGAAGCCAUGAAAAUGAUGAUGCAACAGCAGAUAAUGUUACCUGGAAGAGGCGUCGCCGCCGCAGGUGGAGGAGGGUUGGCUAUGCCCUUGUCUUUGGAUGUUAGUGGUGCUGCCGUGUCUCGUCAUCAGACAGAUAAAGCUUCAGUGCUUGAUGAGAUAAUAGAUUAUGUCAAAUUCCUCCAGCUUAAAGUCAAGGUUCUGAUUAUGAGCAGAAUGGGCGGCGCCGGUGCCGUAGCUCCACAUGUUGCUAAUAUGCCUUCUGAGAGGAAUUUUAACGGCAAUCAAACGUCUGCGAACGACGACAGCAUAACGGUGACGGAGCACCAAGUGGCCGAGCUUAUUGAAGAGGACAUGGGCUCCGCCAUGCGGUUGAUCCGGUACUUGGAUGUUAAUCCGAUGCCGAUUGAUCAACAUGAAUCGCGGGAUGGGUUAAGCAUCAUAGAAGUUCGACAGAUGAGUACUUCCAUAGAGGAGCAUCACACUGCUCCUCGUAUACCCUUUUGGGAUCAGUCUCAGAUGAAUGGAAACACUGCAUUGUGA
Molecule: messenger RNA, 918 nt
Organism: Hibiscus syriacus
Lineage: Eukaryota; Viridiplantae; Streptophyta; Magnoliopsida; Malvales; Malvaceae
Product: bHLH transcription factor RHL1-like
Exons: 5
Coding region: 1-918 (305 amino acids)
Source: RefSeq, a predicted model, not a curated record